ACAGCGAUCGCAUCGGAUUGCACGCCGUCGGGAGUACUGUGUUGCUUUCACACUUGUUUCCCGUGGAAUUCCUCCUAUGUUCUUUGUUAUUAAAUAAGUUUCGCGUGUGCUUGGAUGUGUGCCGUUUAGCCUCUUCAAAGUGAUUAGCAAGAAAUUGUUCAUUUUGACUCGAGCGUUGGAAAAGUGUUGAGCCGCCGCCGUCAUGUUUGAUGUGUUUGGCUCCGUGAAGGGGCUCCUGAAGCUCGACAGUGUCUGCAUUGACAACAAUGUCUUCCGUAUGCACUACAAAGGGACUGUUAUCAUCCUCAUUGCCUUCUCCCUUCUCGUCACGUCGCGCCAGUACAUCGGCGACCCCAUUGACUGCAUCGUGGACGAGAUCCCGCUCAAUGUGAUGGACACGUACUGCUGGAUCUACUCCACGUUCACGAUACCCAACCGGCUGACGGGGGUGGCCGGCAAGGACAUGGUGCAGCCGGGCGUGGCGAGUCACGUGGACGGCGAGGACGACGUGAAGUACCACAAGUACUACCAGUGGGUGUGCUUUGUGCUGUUCUUCCAGGCCAUCCUCUUCUACAUUCCGCGCUACCUGUGGAAGACCUGGGAGGGUGGUCGCAUCAAGAUGCUCGUGAUGGACCUCAAUGCGCCCAUCGUCAAUUUCGACUGCAAGGAGGAUCGCAAGAAGAUCCUCGUGGACUACUUCGCCGACAAUAUCAAUCGACACAACUUCUACGCGUAUCGCUUCUUCAUCUGCGAGUUCCUCAAUCUGGCCAACGUGUUCGGCCAGAUCUUCUUCAUGGACUUCUUCCUGGACGGCGAAUUCUCCACCUACGGCAGCGACGUGGUGCGCUUCACGGAGAUGGAGCCCGAGGAGCGGCGCGACCCAAUGGCGAGAGUGUUCCCCAAAGUCACCAAGUGCACCUUCCACAAGUACGGUCCAUCGGGGAGUGUACAGAAGUUCGACGGACUCUGCGUGCUGCCGCUGAACAUUGUGAAUGAGAAAAUCUACGUGUUCCUCUGGUUCUGGUUCAUCGGUCUCACUGUCCUCACUGCCCUCUCCGUGGCCUUCCGCAUCGCCGUGAUCUUCGUACCUAAGAUUAGGCUGUACCUGCUCAGGGCGCGCUCCAAGCUGUCGGCACACCAGGAUGUGGAGAACAUAUCAAAGAAGUGCCAAAUCGGUGACUGGUUUGUGCUCUACCAGCUCGGCAAAAAUAUCGAUCCACUCAUCUACAAGGAAGUCAUCUCCGACCUAGCACUUAAACUGGACGAAUCUCUAUUCGACGAGAGGCAUAAGAGAGAACUAAAGCUUGCAAGAGAGGGAAUUGAUUUUGAUUUGUAGGGAGGAUCUUUCUAAAAUAAAUAAAAUUAAUUUUAAUUUUAUUAAAUUAUAUAAUAUCUAAAAAGCAAGGAAGAAAAAAAAGACCACGAGAGUAACUAAAUUAUUAUUUAAAUUAUUUUUAUGUGUGACAGAUUCUGGUGAGAAAUGCUGCGACACGCUGUAUUUUUGGUUUUUUUUCUUCAAAAAUUCAAUUUAGGUCUUAUAUUUACUGAGAAAAAAAAGAAUUGUGUUCUUCAAACUGAAAGUAGAGCCAAUGUUGCAGCAUUUCUCGCACAAAUCUGUUUAUUUCACUGAGCGAAAAGACUCAUUCUCACUGGAAAUUGUGCAUUCUCAAUAUUUUUCUUUGGGGAACCUCUUAAUUCUUCUGUAUACGCCUAGGAUAUUAGUGAGAAUUGACCGUUACAUUCCAUUUUUCCCACGCGCAAGACAAUAAAUGGAAAUUUAUCGUAGAAUUUCGUACAAGUGGUAUACAUGAAUUUAGGUAGGAAACGACGAUACAGAAUGGAAGAUUCACACACAAUAGGAGAGUUUUGGUUGGCAGUUGAAGAAUAGAGAGAAACAGACAAAAAGUACAAAAAUUGAAAAAAAUGUUUAUGCAAACACAAUUCGGAAAAAAAGAAACAAUCAAGAGACUUCAUUUGAAUGCGACUUUUUUCCCUAUAAAGGUGAACCUUUUUUUAUUUUUGCUUCAUUCGAGAAGUUCAUAGACCGAAAUAAAAUUGUGAUUUUUGAGUGAUGAUGAAAUCUGUGCCUUCUGCCCUCCGAAACGUGCACAUUGUGAAGAUCACCAUUGAGAAUAAUUAACAGGCGUUUUUUCUGGAGACAUUAUUGAAAAGGAUAAAUAAAAAAACAGACGUGAAAACCCAUUUUCGAAUACUAGCUUAUAAGAUUUCUAAUAUCUUUGCGUUUGUGUAUUUUUAUUUUCGAGAAAAAUGAUAUCAACACAAAACAAGUCAUUUUGCACAUUUUGUCUUUAUCUAAAAUACUUUCUCACUGUUUUAAGUGCAAAAGUCAACACCUUUCUACGGAUGUUGAGUCACCUUUUAUAACUUCCUUCCAUUUAUUACCUUUAAUACAAGAAAAAAUGAGAAAAUUAUAUAAUGAAGAGAAAUCAAUAUAGAUAAAUAUUUUUGCCAUAAUUAAACAUACAUUAUACAUAGUUUGUAUAGAUUUUAUUUACACUUUACUGUAUGACGUGGAGAAUGAAGAAAAAAAAAUGAAAGUCUAAUUUUGCGAAAAAAAACGGGGCAAAUUCUGAAAGAUAAAAGUACAUUUAUUCCUACUUAGAGAGAUUUUUGUUGUCUUUGUUGUUGUUCGUCUUGAUAACAGGAGAGACAAGAGAUAAUCUUCGAAAUUUAUCACAUUCUACGUUUGACACUGUUCCAAAAGUGAAAAGACACAUUUUUUACUGGUACAAAAACACAUUUUCUCUCGGGAAGCAUUGAAAGUUUGCUGUAUUCUUGGAGGUGGUAAAAUUAAAUGCAACCACUGAGAACAAACGCACUCUCUCAUGAACUUAAAUGAAGCGAAAUUGAGUCAAUUAGCACAAGAGAGAGGGAGAGAGAUCGAGAAAAUGGCAAAAGAAUGAGAAAAGAAUACUCAAAGUGCAAUUAAUCACAUAUCUUUCAAUGACCCACAUUUUGGGGACAGAUAUUGAGGCAUAUUUUCUUCUUCCAUACUUGGAUAGAGUGUCAAAACGGACUGAAUGAAAUGGAAUUUUUCUCAAAUUGAAAAAAAAAUUAUAUGAAACUGUAAAAGACGAUGAGCUACUGAAAAAGUGUUUAAGACGAUAUAGUGAAAAGAUGAAAUGAAGUAAAGAGUUGUGAUCGUAGAAAUAUCUUUUUUUUUAAUAUUUGUUAAGACAUUAAACUAGUGUAUUUUCUAAGGAUAAACUAUUUUUCUAUAUACACACAUCUUUUUUAUUGUAUAAGUGUGAAGAAGCGACGGAGCGAAAAUUGUGUAUUUUAUUAGCCAGGAGAACACUAAACCCAUAAAGAUUGUAAUAGUGAGUAAAAAUUCUUGUUUUAAAGCCCAAGAAUUUGUGGUGUCAGAUUGGAUUGUCCAUUUAAACAUAUUUCUACUGUCUUUCAUUCUUUUCCCCCCUUUUACAUGGCUAAUUAAUUAAUAAAUCGACGAAGGAAGGAAGCGAGAGAGUAACAUUUUUUAUGAUAAUCAUUGAAUAUUCUUACACAUUUUUACAUUUAGUGAGAUGAAUGAAAUAAAAGACCUCGAAAUUGAA
Messenger RNA from Phlebotomus argentipes, 3575 nucleotides. RefSeq names its product innexin inx2. Gene Ontology annotation, molecular function: gap junction channel activity. The coding region runs from base 203 to 1336 and encodes 377 amino acids. Gene Ontology annotation, biological process: phototransduction. The record is from RefSeq and is a predicted model, not a curated record. Lineage: Eukaryota; Metazoa; Arthropoda; Insecta; Diptera; Psychodidae. The transcript has 3 exons. Gene Ontology annotation, cellular component: plasma membrane; gap junction.